ACCCUUUUUGACAUUACUCCGGCAUGUCUUAUUGCUGGUCCAUCGCCAAUUACAACGUCGCAUGAGAGGGGUUCUCGGUUCAUGCUGAGCAUGUGCAAGUCUUUCCAUCGCUCCCCAAGCCACGACGUCUUUGCGAUUCGCUUUCCCCGCAUUCCAUUAGCAUUUGUUUGAAUGAUCGGAUCGCCCUGGCAAAGACACUCUUGUUCUAUUUAAUACCGCCUCGACUCUGCGCUCUUUGUAUAGCUGCAAAGUUUGGCCACCUAUCGCGUGCCAGGGUACGUGAAGGCCCACAACAAACGACUUGUUCCUGGAAGUAUACCUGCACACUAUAGAGGAAGUAUCAGGAUGGACGACAAGGGAACAUCGACACAUACAGAUGGUGUAUACACCACGCCCCAGAAAAGAGGUGGGGUGAUGAACAAACUCUAUCCACCAGGCGAGAAGCCAGGCGUGAAAGGGCGCAUGAAGAACCACUGCAGAAAGUUCUGGUGGUGCGACCUUCUGGUAUUUGCGAUCAUCGUGUUGAUCAUCGUGUUGCCAAUCAUUUACGUUGCUAUACCAAAGAUAGCACAGCGCGAGAUCAAUGCUUCGACAAUAGAGGUCCUUUCUCAGGAAGUCAGCAAUCCCCAACCAGAUAGUAUCCAUCUGAAGCUCGACACGGUCAUCAGGAGUAAUAGCAGCUAUCACCCCAAGAUCGACGGUUUCCGCGGUGCUCUAUCCAUUGCAGGACAAGAACCCUUCUUGUACAUUGACAUUCCCGAGGUGAAAUCCGAGGCAGAGACACCCGUCACUGUUGACCAGGAACUCCAGCUCGCAAACAAAGAUGCCUUUUCAAACUACACCAAGCUCGUCCUAGGCAGCGAGGAAUUCUCAAUCCAUCUCGACGGCAAAACCCACAUCCACCUUGGCGGCCUUCCCACCAUGGACGUCAACUACAACAAGGUUGUCACAAUGAAGGGUCUCAACAAACUCGCCGGCCUCAACAUCACCGACGUCAGCAUCCUCUCAGGCGACAAACUCCUCGCUGACAACUCCAACCUCGUCGCCCAAGUCAGCAUCCCCAACCCCUCGGUCAUGACCCUCGACCUCGGCAACGUAACCAUGAACCUGGCCGUUGACGGCACGCCCAUCGGCUACUGUCUCAUCCCCAACGUCCUCCUCAAACCGGGCGCCAACACCUUCCCGCUCCAGAGCCACGCCGACCAGCUUACCAUCCUCGGGCUCAUCCAGUCAAAGUACAAGAACGCGGUCCUGCCGCUCCAGAUUUCGGGCAAUUCGAGCGUGAGAAAUGGAGAGCACCUGGUGUACUAUGAGGAUGCGAUUAAGAGUAAUGUUAUUAAUCUGGAAUUGAAUGUUGGGCCCGCGCUCGCGGCUGUGGGGAUUAACAUUACGAGUAUUGGGUAGGUUCAGAAAAGGAGAAAGAUGGAGGAGGGAUGGGAUGGAUGUAAUGUGGUUGGUGGUAGUUAAUGGUUGGAGAGAUGAGGGUGUGUUGGGAGGAUAGUAUAGUGAAGUGCUUGUGUGAUAUCCCAUCGUUUGUAAAAAGUAUCAUUCGUUAAC
This is a messenger RNA of Bipolaris maydis ATCC 48331, 1557 nucleotides long. RefSeq lists its product as uncharacterized. Gene Ontology annotation, cellular component: fungal-type vacuole membrane. NCBI's taxonomy places the organism in Eukaryota, Fungi, Ascomycota, Dothideomycetes, Pleosporales, Pleosporaceae. The record is from RefSeq and is a predicted model, not a curated record.